CCGACACCGACGAGUGCAAUUAUUAAUGCAGUUCUGUGGAUAAAUAUUGCAGACUUUACAUUUAAAAUUGCAACGUCUUUGUUACUUAAAAGUAAAGGUGCCACUUUUGCACUCCCAUUCCUGACUUCUAUAACGUCCCAAGUUGGAGAUGCUGUCAGGCUCUGGGAGUUUACGAGAAUUUUAUUUAUCGGUUGUCAUUUUCAGGAAAGUCAUUUCGCUGUCUUUGCAAAGCAAAUGGAAAUCAGACGUUGCAGUCUUUUAUCUGUGCAUUAAGUAUGUGGCAGGGCGUUUCUAACAGUUUCUGUUAAAUUCUGUUGUCUGGCUGCUCCUGUCCUGGAUACCCCUGCGUCAACCUUUUUCCUGUUUUUGCACUGUUAUCAGCUGCGUGCAUCUUCUAUUUAUCGCCACCCAGUCUCAGAGCUGAGUUAAUUUUGAUGUUGCUGAGUCGGUGACAGACACCAGGCUGGGACUGAAGCGAGGUCCUUUUUUUCACAAAUGGACCUAUUGUAGAGAAGACGCCGGUUUCUUAUUGUUUGCAAUCGCCGACAGUAUCCUGUUCUCACGGUCUCGCUCCACUUAGCUGCUAUUUUUUAACGUUUUCAACAAACCAAGAGUGGCGAUGGCUCGCGGUCUCUCCGCAGCUCCUCACUGACCCGCCAAUCGCGGCGCCCUCUGCCGGCCGACAGGAGCGCGCCAGCUGCAACAACAACAGCAACAACAACAAGCAAGUGAAUUAGGAUGGAGACGGGUAGGCAGCGCCCCGCAGCGUACAUGGGCUACAGCUACACGGACCCGGACAUCAUCCUGCAGCAUUACAACUAUACUGGCAAGCUGAGGGUCAGCCCUGGUGGCCCAGCGGCCGGUCUCACUGUCUCGUCCAUCUUCUUCAUUGUCAUCUGCUGCUUCAUCAUCCUGGAGAACCUCAUGGUGCUGCUGGCCAUCUGGCAGACCAAAAAGUUCCACCGCGCCAUGUACUACUUCAUCGGCAACCUGGCACUCUCGGACCUGCUGGCCGGCGCUGCCUACACCGUCAACAUCCUGCUGUCGGGCUCCAACACCUACAGGCUGACCCCGGUGCAGUGGUUCCUGAGGGAGGGCAGUAUGUUUGUGGCCCUCGCUGCUUCGGUGCUCAGCCUGCUGGCUAUUGCCAUAGAGCGCUACCUGACCAUGCUGAAGAUGAAGCCACACAGCUCAGGGGGCAGCUCCCGGGUCUUCCUGCUCAUCAGCGGCUGCUGGCUCCUGUCCGUGCUCCUGGGUGGCCUGCCCAUCAUGGGCUGGAAUUGCCUGCAGGGUUUCACGCACUGCUCCACUGUGCUGCCCCUCUACCACAAGCACUACAUCCUGUUCUGCACCACCGUCUUCAGCUUCAUCCUGCUGGCCAUCGUGCUGCUCUAUGCCCGCAUCUAUGUCCUGGUGCGCUCCCGCAGCCGCAGCUUCACCUUCCGCAAGGACCUGCGCUCCAAGAGCAGCGAGAAGUCCCUGGCGCUACUCAAGACAGUGAUGAUCGUGCUGAGCGCCUUCAUCGCCUGCUGGUCUCCGCUCUUCAUCCUCCUGCUGCUCGAUGUGGCGUGUCAGGCACGAGGCUGUCCGGUGCUCUACAAGGCCCAGUGGUUCCUGGCCUUGGCCGUGCUCAACUCAGCCAUGAACCCGGUCAUCUAUACGCUGACCAGCCGGGAGAUGAGGCGGGCGUUCUUCCGCCUGCUGUGCUGCCUGUGUCACCGCGGGCCGGCCUGGCGGCACAAGCCCCCGCUCACCGUCGCUCUGGAGUUCAGCCCCAGCAGGUCGGACAACUCAUCUCAUCAGCAAAAGGACGAGUGCUGCACGCCUGAGACCCUGUUGUCCUCAGGCAACGUUAACUCCUCAGCAUGAGGGUGCAGGGGAAGCUGCAACAGAGGUGGGGGAGCAGACAGUGAAGAAGGGUGGGACGGUCAGAACGCAACUACUCUGCUGGACACGGCCAAGUCAUAGCUGCUCAUCCUCUCAACCUCUGGUGUUGAAAUGUAAUCCUCACCUUUUACACCAAUAAAAAGGCAAAGACAUUGGGACCAAGCACUGGAGUUCAGAAAUUUUGUCUUAUUACUCCAACAUGGGAGAGGUCCCUUUUUAAAAAAAAAUGCAUGGACAAUCUUCUUCUGGACCUUUGAAAGGAGAUAAAUUCUAUUUUAAGAGAAAAGUACCUACCGAGACCUGGUCUGCUUCAGGAUUUUAUGUCUCAAGACAGUAUCGUUCUUUGGGAGUCAUAGUACCGAACAUGCAGAUCUUUGGAUUAGUUGCCCAGAAUCUAGGGCUAAUGAUGGGAUGCAGAGCAUUUCAUGAAAAAACAGACAUGCCCAACUGCUUGGUCUCCGAAUGACUUUGGUGAAGUUACUUUCUGUAAAGACUGAGUAUUUUAGAGAUGCCUUAUAGAUUCUACUGUACAUGUAUUAAAACAAACAUUCAAAUGCAUUAUGUAAUGUAAGAUAAGAAGAAUAUAGUAUCAAAUUGUUGAAAAUUAAGGAUAUUACUAACUAGUCUCAACUGUAUCAUUUUGAAUGUAUCAAGUUGUCAUUCCAUUCUUCAACCAUACAAUAUUAACCUCUUCAUUUAUUAAUUUAUUAACAUUUGUGAAAUUUAAACUACAACUUUUCCAGAUUUGUUGCAUAGCAUUACAAUGAAAGGUUACAUUUUAGACACUUGACUGAACAAAAUGAUUUGUCUAAAUUAUUCAACUUUUGUAAUUAGGGAUUGACACAAAGUGGCAUGUUUUAUUCCAAACUGCAAAUAGAAUUUUUCAACAAAUAAUGUGAAAAUGGCAUUCAUGUGAAAAUGCACACAAUAUAUGUAAAUACAUAUUCCUUUUAAUUCAACAAUUGUUUUGAGAUUUUGUUUAUUUUGAAACAUCUUUUACACCAGUACAACGCACCAAUCAAUCAAUUGUUCGCUCAGAUUUGUUUAUUAAAAUUGGGGCAUCUUAUCAACAUGACUUAUUUGGCCUGGUGGGAUAAAUUGGGAAAAUCAAGGCCAGGGAUUAUCAUAUUAAUGCCUUCUUAUAUUUGUAGUUCAUGGAGUCCCAUCUAAAAGUUAUUUCUGAUAAUUCAUUCAAAUUUUCCACUUACAGAAAAUUAGCCAAUUAUUGGAAUUAAAGAAUGCAAACCAUAAGUGACAUUAUGUUUUAUUAAUUUAGAAAUCUUAUUCUUGUUCAGAUCCAUCUCUUUGGUAUUUCUGUAAUAGUUUGAUGUCCAAAAAGCCUAGAAUGUUAGUUUUUUGUUGGGAAAAGAUUGUGUAUAGGAGUAAAUUCUUAAUAAAAUUAUACAACAUGAUUAAUGAACUCACACUUAAAGAACUGUAGUUUUGAUCUCCUUACCUGAGGAAGAACACACUUGCCCUAAAGAAAGGGCAAUGAAAGUUCAUUGGAUUGGAUCUGGAGGGCAAUUGCCCGAAGAGGGGAGAUAAGAGUAGACGAGAUAUUGUCCUGGAUCACAAAGUGUAUCCAAGCUGUUCUUCGGAUUCAGUUAAAUAUAGUUAAGAGAAGAUUCAACAACACAAAUUUACUUAAAUAUGAAUGUUUAUUAAGUAAAUAAAAAGAAAGGAAAACUUAACAAUAAGCUUCAUGUCCUGCUGCCUGUCAGGAACCCUCACUUGAUAGCUGGUAUGGAGACUUAGGUUUGUUCCUGGCACCGUUUGUGAUCCCAGUCUGUGGUGAAGUCCAACUUGGAACAAUACUCUGUCUCUUAUACAGUGUAACUAACAGCAAGUACUGAAAAACAGGUGGAUUGUGCUGUGUUCAGCACAUACAGCAAUAUCCACAGGACCCAUUCAAGGUCAUGCAGCUGUCCAAUAUCAUCAUCAAUUUUAGCAUACCCAAUACAGAUAUAUAUUCCCUGUCGUUUAGAAAAAGUAAAGAUUAACAAAUUGAAAUCUGAAAUUCUACAGGGGCUUACAGCAUAGAUAUUAAGGAAAUAUUUUAUCUGGUUGGGGGACCUAGAGUAUGGGGUCCCUCCCAGAAUACGGGUUAUACCAUUUAGG
Chiloscyllium plagiosum (whitespotted bambooshark) is the source of this 4005-nucleotide messenger RNA. RefSeq names its product sphingosine-1-phosphate receptor 1 (gene s1pr1). Gene Ontology annotation, cellular component: membrane. Gene Ontology annotation, biological process: G protein-coupled receptor signaling pathway. Gene Ontology annotation, molecular function: sphingosine-1-phosphate receptor activity. NCBI's taxonomy places the organism in Eukaryota, Metazoa, Chordata, Chondrichthyes, Orectolobiformes, Hemiscylliidae. The record is from RefSeq and is a predicted model, not a curated record.